AGCCGAGAGGCCCGGGGGCGUGACGCUGGGACCCUCGUUAGUAGAAAAGCGAUCCGACAAAGUGGAACUCAACUUCAAAAUCUCCGUGGGGAUUGGAGUUGAUGCCCGGAGGGCGGAUCCCGACGCCCACGUCCCUGGCCAAUCAGCGCCUGGGAUUCUCUGAGAGACGGAGAAGGGGAGAGGGGCGAGUGGCUCUGUGGUCACAUGCCGCGGGGUCUGGUGGGAGGGACGGUCGCCCAGCGGCGCCCGGCGCUUCCUGUUUCCGGUUCCCGGAGUGGAGCUCAACGAGGCGCCUGGCGGGGACCCUGGCUCUGCCACGAGCUCUGGGACCGGGGUCUGCGGCCGGCCCCUCGCAGGCCCUGUCUCCCAGCCGCGGGUAGUUAUUCAGUCGGGGAUUCUGAGCUUUGGCUGCUCCCUUUGCCCGCGAUACGAAGCUUCUGCCCUUGGGCCGUAGGCUUCUGCCUUGAGGCUUUAACAACACUGCGCGUUUCAGCUAGCUAAGGCUGCUCUUCUGAAAGUGUAGUCUGCUGGAGACGGGAGAUAGGGCCGCCGCAUCAGAAAUGAGUCGGAGAGAAGAAAGUAGAAAUACCAUUGAAAAACGGAAAAUGCUCAUGGCUGGUUAAAGGGUGGGGGAAGAUGCGCCCCUUCUGCCGCUCCUGGAGGACCGGACCGCUCCUGCUCCUGCUGCUGGCCGGGGCGGUGAGGGACUCCUGGCAGACGGAAGAAAAAACAUGCGACCUGGUGGGAGAAAAGGGUAAAGAGUCAGAGAACGAACUGGCUCUGCUGAAGAGGCUGAAGCCGCUGUAUAACAAAAGCUUUGAGAGCACCGUGGGCCAGGGCUCAGACACGUACGUCUACAUGUUCAGGGUGUGCCGAGAAGCUGGCAACCACAGCUCCGGGGCAGGCCUGGUGCAGAUCAGCAAGAGUAGCGGGAAGGAGACAGUCGUGGGGAGACUCAACGAGACUCACAUCUUCAAUGGAAGUAAUUGGAUCAUGCUGAUCUAUAAAGGGGGUGAUGAAUAUGACAAUCACUGUGGCAAGGAGCAGCGCCGGGCAGUGGUGAUGAUCUCCUGCAAUCGACGCACCCUGGCGGACAAUUUUAACCCUGUGUCUGAGGAGCGAGGCAAAGUCCAAGACUGUUUCUACCUCUUUGAGAUGGAUAGCAGCCUGGCCUGCUCCCCGGAGGUCUCCCACCUCAGCGUGGGCUCCGUCUUACUUGUCACGACGGCUGUGACUUUGUGUGCCGAUCUAAACCCCGAAACGUGCCUGCUGCGUACCGCGGUGUGGGGGAUGACCAGCUGGGGGAGGAGUCAGAAGAAAGGGAUGACCAUUUAUUACCGAUGUGAUCGCACUUUAAAUGUCCAGCUUCUUCAGCCCCCAAACCAAAGCAUACUCAGCCAGAUUUCUAAAGCAGCCUCCACUCCGGUCCCUCAUCUCCCCCUUAAUACUGCUCUUGCUUUCCGGUUUGCUUUUGGUUUGCACCCACUUCUCAGUGGUAGAAACACCUUCCCUUUGCUUCCUGUUUUGCUGUCCCUCUUGAGGUGCAAUUGUAGGACAGAGACGGUGCCACAGGCCGACGGCAGGAGAGGCUGUUGCACCCUCUCUCACUAUCAGAAGGUACAGCAGGAGAGUUAUGGGAACAAAAGGGUGUGGCAGGCUCCUUGACCCUUUCUUUUUUAAACACAUUUUCACAAGUUUUUGAGACACUGGAUUUCUUU
Molecule: messenger RNA, 1718 nt
Organism: Camelus dromedarius (Arabian camel)
Lineage: Eukaryota; Metazoa; Chordata; Mammalia; Artiodactyla; Camelidae
Gene: M6PR
Product: mannose-6-phosphate receptor, cation dependent
Exons: 7
Coding region: 637-1665 (342 amino acids)
Biological process (GO): protein targeting to lysosome
Cellular component (GO): trans-Golgi network; endosome; Golgi apparatus
Molecular function (GO): protein domain specific binding
Source: RefSeq, a predicted model, not a curated record